AUCGACCAAGCAUCACAUUCAUAGAAACACAAUUCAGUGUCUUCCAUUAGCACUACAAAAUCUUCACAUACAGCGAGAUAUAUAAAUAUAUAUUGUAAUUAGAAAAUAAUAUUUUGUGAUUAAUCGAAAAAGAUGGCGUCGAGAAAAGAUGAGAGAGCUGAAAAGGAAGAGAGGGCUCAGGCUGCCGCAGAGCUGGCUGCUAAGGAGCUGAGGGAUGUGAAUCAGGAUAGAGAGCGGGGUAUUAAAGUGGUGGAGCAUAAAGAAGAAGUUAGUGGCGGUCCUGGUGUUAUUGGGAGCAUUUUGAAGUCUGUUCAGGGGACUUUGGGCCAGGCUAAGGAGGUUGUGGUGGGAAAGGCUCAUGAUACUGCGGAGGUUUCGAGGGAGAACACUGAUUAUGCUUAUGAUAAGGGGAGAGAAGGGGGAGAUGUAGCUGCGCAGAAGGCGGAGGAGGCCAAGGAGAAGGCGAAGAUGGCUAAGGAUACUACUACGGGGAAGGCGGGUGAGUACAAGGAUUAUACGGCUCAGAAGGCCGAGGAGGCUAAGGAGAAGGCGGCUCAGAAGGCCGAGGAGGCUAAGGAGAAGGCGGCUCAGAAGGCCGAGGAGACUAAGGAGAAGGCGGCUCAGAAGACCGAGGAGGCUAAGCAGAAGGCUGGUGAGUAUAAGAAUUAUACUGCUCAGAAGGCGGGGGAGGCUAAGGAUACUACUCUGGGGAAGGCGGGUGAGUAUAAGGAUUAUGCCGCUCAGAAGGCGGCUGAGGCUAAGGAUACAGCCGCUCAGAAAGCGGCUGAGGCCAAGGAAAAGACGGGUGAGUAUAAGGAUUAUGCCGCUCAGAAGGCGGCUGAGGCUAAGGAUACUACGGCUCAGAAAGCAGCUGAGGCUAAGGAUACUACCAUGGGGAAGGCUGGUGAGUAUAAGGAUUAUGCCGCUCAGAAGGCGGCUGAGACUAAGGAUGCUACUAUGCAGAAAACCGGCGAGUACAAGGACUAUGCUGCGCAGAAGGCGGCAGAGACUAAAGAUGCUACUAUGGAGAAGGCCAAGGAGUACAAGGAUUAUGCCGCUCAGAAGGCGGCUGAGGCUAAGGAUACUACUAUGCAGAAAACCGGUGAGUACAAGGACUAUGCUGCGCAGAAGGCAGCAGAGACUAAAGAUGCUACUAUGGAGAAGGCCAAGGAGUAUAAGGACUACACGGCGCAGAAGGCUGCGGAAACUAAGGAUGCCACCAUGGAGAAGGCUAAAGAGGCCAAGGAUACUACGGUGCAAAAAACUGGCGAGUACAAGGACUAUGCGGCGGAGAAGGCCAAGGAAGGGAAGGAUGUGACGGUGGAGAAGGCCAAGGAAGGGAAAGACACCACUGUUGGAAAGAUGACCGAGUUGAAAGAUUCAGCUGCGGAUGCGGCAAGGAAAGCCAUGGAUAUGUUUCUUGGCAAGAAAGAGGAAGUGAAAGGCAAGGCCGGAGAGACUGCUGAGGCAGCCAACGAAAAAUACGAGGACACUGAAUUCGCUGCUAGAAAGAAAAUGGAGGAAUUGAAGUUGCAAGAAGAGGGUGUAAAAGAUGAAGCUAAACAAAGGGCCGAGGCUGAUAGAGAAACUGCUGGUGAUAGGGGGAGCGCAGCAAAGGGCACAAUAUUUGGUGCCAUGGGUAGUGUAAAGGAUGCAAUUGUGGGGAAAUUGACAAUGCCUAGCGAUGUUGUUAAAGACAAGCAGCAGCAGGAAGCAGUGAUUAAAGUAGACGAAACGAGGCCGGGAGCGGUGGCGGAGGCUCUCAAGGCAGCAGAUCAGAUGCAUGGUCAGGCAUUCAACGAUGUGGGGAAGAUGGGAGAUGAGGAGGUUAUUGUGGAGCGCAAGGAGACGAGGCAGGGGAAAAUGUAGAGGAGAAUGCAAUGCAGCACUCUCAGUUACCAACAAUGGGGUUUUUGUUCUGUUGUCAAACUUGUGUUUAUUACAAGUAUCAUGUUGUGUUAGUAUUGUCGUGGCUUCGUAAUUGUGUGGGCAUUUGUUGACUGCAAAUUUGCUUUCUUGGUAUUGUAUGUUUGUUCUGAUGGUUUCCGCAUGUGUUAUAUGUAAAUAUGAUUCCUGUUUCCAGCUCGCCGUGUGGCAAAAUCAAAACCUCAAGUUAUGGAACUUGGGAAAUAAUAUUUUUUGUUUUCUGGCU
Daucus carota subsp. sativus is the source of this 2152-nucleotide messenger RNA. Its product is annotated as embryonic protein DC-8. Bases 133 to 1869 code for a protein of 578 amino acids. NCBI's taxonomy places the organism in Eukaryota, Viridiplantae, Streptophyta, Magnoliopsida, Apiales, Apiaceae. The transcript has 3 exons. The record is from RefSeq and is a predicted model, not a curated record.